UGCUAAGGAGGGGGUGGAGAGCUGCUGCCGAUAUAGAGACCACAUGGACACAGAUCAGCAAAAUAAGAUGUAUAAAACCAAAGAUCACGGAGUGAACCAAAGUAAUGUAAACCAAGAGGAUUUUUUAUUCUGUGAAGACUGCCAGGAAUAUUUUAUUGAUACCUGUCCUGUACAUGGGCCUCCAGUUUUUCUCCACGAUACUCCUGUUGAAAUGGGGACACCCUGCAGGGCUUUUUAUACAAUUCCAUAUGGACUUGCUGUUGGACCGUCACGGAAUCAAGAGGAUGGGCUUGGGAUCUGGUGUACAGUAAUGACCAUCCCAGUUGGAGUUUUAUUCGGUCCCUUUGAAGGUGAGCCCAAUGUGGGUGAAGAAUCUCCUACAAAACUGUUUGCACAGAUGAUUAAAGACCAGUCCAUGGGCUGUUUGAGUUCAAUUGCAGAAUCAAAUUUAAACUGGAUGAAGUUUGUAAAUCAUGCAAAAACACGAGAAGGGAAAAAUCUGGUCCUGUGUUGGUACCGUGGUAGAAUCUAUUAUCGUGUGUGCAGACCAAUUGAACCUGCACAGGAACUGCUAAUCUGGCACGAAGAGGGCCAUGUCCUCCCGUCAAAGACGCAUCGGCUACUGAAACAAAUGAAUGUCGUAGAUUCAUCUUCCCAAACGGGAACAGAUGCCUUCUCUGCAAAAGUGAAAAGGGAAAAUAAUCUCACACUUGAAAACGCAGAGGAAACUGAUAAGACUCUGAAAAAGUGGAACUCUAUACAAAGAAGAAAACCCCAGAUAAAAGGAGGGAAGGCAUUGGGGCCCAGUGAAAAGAUUCAAGCAGAAUUAUCAAAGAGCAACAAUUUCAAGAUUUUGGCCCAAAUGAAAGGUUUUUUUAUAAAAGAAACCAAUAGUAUCAAGGUCAAAAAAACAAGUCAAAACCUUCUACAGUACAACUGUGGAUCAGUCAUAAACACCACAACAAACUGUAAGCUUAAAAACAAUCCUGAUACUGCUGAACAGGACGGGGCAGCUGUGCAAGGACAUUUGAAAGUGUGCCAUAAGGAAAAGAACCGGUUAUCUUGUGAAUACUGUGGGAAACUUUUUACACUGAAGGCGCGUUUGACUAUGCACAUUCGCACACACACUGGGGAGAAACCGUUUGAAUGCGAUAUCUGUGGCAAGGGCUUUGCCCAAAAAACAAACCUCACAGAGCACAGACGCAUUCACACAGAGGAGCGGCCUUAUGUAUGCAGUGUGUGCAGCAAACGGUUCAACCGCAGUACGCAUCUCAAGAUUCAUUUCCGCUGUCACACGGGAGAGAGACCCUAUACCUGCCCUAAAUGUAACAAAGGAUUUAUGGACUCUUCUACACUUCGGAAACAUGUAAUGUAUCAUUUAGGAAAGAACAAAACAAAACCUGUACCUGUGGACCCUGAGCCCUAUGAAACUACACAGAAUUAUAAUAUUGAAGAUUAUAAAGCUUGCACCAAACUGUAUUUUCCAAAGACACACGUGAACGCAGAUUCACAGCGACGCUUUGGCAGUGAAGACAGCAUGUACACAAAUGAAGAUGUUAAGCAAGAAGCAUGCUGUAAAGCCCAGAUUGUCGAGAGAAGACCUGAUGGAAGGGAGGAGGAGGAAGAUAAAGAUUCCAGCAGUUUAUCAUGUAAGAAAACCCCAGAAGUUGAAUGUGCGAACAGUGAAAGUGAACAAAAUUCAGAAGAACCAUGGUCUGAGGAAUACGCAUUAAUAUCAGAAAGUGGAACGUACGUUGAUAAAGAAUGAGUGUUCGUAAAAUAAAAAACUGGUAGUCUGUAUUGGGAUUGCUUGGAAGUUAAUUGAUUGUAAAGUUUCCUUUCUAACAUGAUAUACCAGAGGUGGCCAAACCGCGGCUUUUGGGCUGUUCAAAUGCGGCUCCCGGUGAAAUGCUGAGUGAUGCACACGUUGCUCCUCGAUUUAACUGAAGAAAGAAUAGGGGAGACUGGGGCUAGUUGAGACCGUGUGAAAGCCAGAUGUGCAGUUGAAAGUAAAUUUCGUAAUUGUGAAUUAAGUGCUUGUUCAUUUCGUGAGGACGAUAGCAUUGAGUAAAUCUUCCACGAGUAAUAAACAAACUUAUGAGGCUUUAAAUCAGACUGGCAGAAAGAGUUUGCUUUCACCGGAAACAGUAAACCUGUGUCUCAUCUGCAACUCAUCGCUUACACACUGUAGAGUGUACAAGGCGAGCAACCUCAAACGUCAUUACGAAACAAAUCAUAACACAUUUUCAUCUGAAUAUCCUCCUGGAUCAGAUUUAAGGCUUAAGGUGUUCAGUAAAUAAGCUGAUUUAACGACUUUUGUGUGGCAUGGAAUAUCGUUCAUGCCAAAAGCCCUUAUUCAGAUUUAAUCUUUUUAUAAAAUUGGAGUGUUGGCACAAGACUAGAGAAUGCAUGUUUAAAUGUUAUAUUGCA
Polyodon spathula (Mississippi paddlefish) is the source of this 2430-nucleotide messenger RNA. RefSeq names its product histone-lysine N-methyltransferase PRDM9-like. The record is from RefSeq and is a predicted model, not a curated record. Bases 44 to 1768 code for a protein of 574 amino acids. Lineage: Eukaryota; Metazoa; Chordata; Actinopteri; Acipenseriformes; Polyodontidae. Gene Ontology annotation, molecular function: protein binding. The transcript is spliced from 10 exons. Gene Ontology annotation, cellular component: nucleus.